Molecule: messenger RNA, 2566 nt
Organism: Tigriopus californicus
Lineage: Eukaryota; Metazoa; Arthropoda; Copepoda; Harpacticoida; Harpacticidae
Product: retinaldehyde-binding protein 1-like
Exons: 1
Coding region: 1180-2163 (327 amino acids)
Cellular component (GO): membrane
Molecular function (GO): phosphatidylinositol bisphosphate binding
Source: RefSeq, a predicted model, not a curated record
AACCGGGAAGACAAAGGAUCGAUCCUUCAGAGAGCCCUCUUGACCCAGUGCUCUAAAAUCAUGUUCUUGUGAGGUGAGCGGUGUUAGUGAGCUCUCCUUGUGGUUUUCCAAGUAUCCUGAUUGGCCAGAUGUUGCCCAUGCCUUCAUCAUCAUCAGUCACGUUGCCAAGUGGAAGCUCGCUCAGAAGGGGCUUACACAAAGGAGAACCGGAGAGCUCCCUCCACGUGAUUCAGCCUGACUCAUGAUGAGUAGUAACCACUAACCACGGUCGGGCGUACUAUGGGAAUAGUAGUAGGUGUUGACUAGGUUUUGAGGCAACGGGACCUUCAGAAGAGCCCUCAAUUUCAGUUUGGACUCCGAACUGUUCUGUUGUCUCCAAAGACAUUGCUGCCCCAGUCGUACCGAGGAAUCUGCCCUGACCCCCUCCAAGAACUCACUUUUUUCCAUAUUUAGUGAGCGCCCGAGGUACGAGGGAGCGACAAUUGAAGAAAACAGAUCCUGCUUUGAGACCGUCCCUGGAAUUCCCCCUUUGCAGUUGUUACCGUCCACCCCCGGUAAUUUACGUAGAGGAGUUACAAUCCCGACUGUGCCAGUUCCAGUGCGUAUCCGUUCCGAAAAGGCUGCAUUACGCACUCGACUUACAACUUAUCCAUCCACUCGACUCAUCUGAAGGUGUUGCAAAGUGUUACCAAGUGGCCCGUAGCCCAUUCGUCCAAUACCUUUGUGAACGCUUGCACACGGAGGAGCUUGACAAGGGAAAACUCGGAUCGGCUGCGCUUGUAGCACUCGAAGAUCCGUCAUCCUCCCCUCCCCCCUCAGAUUGUCGUCAAGAAAUCGUACCUCAACCAGUCGGGAUUACUUCGGGAUACUCCACCUCCUCCCGCUCGAAGAACCAUCCUCGUGAUCCGACCAGAUAGGGGGAAGCACACCUUUGUCUACAUCCAGCAAUACUGCUACCACUAAUACCCUCAACACACAUCACACAUCACAUGCACUCGAGGAGUAGUGAGGAGCAGUGAGGACCGCUCCGAAAAUCUGUGACGAUUGGCAGCGAGUUUUUCAAGCCAACUCGAGGCGCGACUGCUGUCAGUUUAGUCGAGGAGACAAAGGUGAAAACAUCUCUCCUCAGGAUACUCAUAUCAGUGAAUCUCAGUCAAACUCAUCAUCGCCAUCGUCAUCAUGGGUGAAGACAAGUGUGAGCGUCUUGAUCCGGUUACAGUGAAGCAAGCUGCCGAGGAGCUCAAUGAGACCUCCAAAACGAGGAAAAAUGCCCUCAAGGAGCUCCGACACUGGCUCAAGGCUCAACGUCAUCUUCAAAAUGUGCGAACCGAUCACAGCUUUCUCGUGAGGUUUCUCCGUUUCCAGAAGUUCAACUUGGAAAGUACGAAGACUGUGUUUGACAAGUACAUCCAUAUGCGUCAGCACCAUUCGGAAUGGUUCCAGAACCUGGACAUCCAGGAGCCGAAGAUGCGCGACAUUAUGUCCAGCGGAUACCUAAUAGUGUUGCCUGAGCGUGACGCCAAUGGCCGAAGAGUGAUUUUUAGUCGAGCCUGUUCCGUGGACGUGUCCAAGUUCACGGCCUGUGAUAUCAUGAGAGCCCAUAUCCUUACCUACGAGGCCCUUCUGACGGACGAAGAGACCCAAGUGAAAGGGAUCACAUACGUCUUUGACGAGCGAAACAUCAACCUAAGCCAUAUCUCGAUCUGGUCGCCGAGUGACAUUUCCAAGGCAUUCAGCUGUUGCGAAAAGGCCAUGCCCAUUCGCCAUCAGGAGAUCCAUUUCGUUCACCUUCCCUGGACCAUGAGCCUCGUGUUUGCCUUUGGCAAGAGCCUUCUGUCCAAGAAACUCAGUGAGCGCUUCCAGACCCACUCGAAUUUCGAGAAGCUCUCCAAGGAGUUCGACAGUAGCAUUCUCCCCGAGGGUUACGGUGGAACCGUCUCCCUCGAGGACAUGACCAAUUCGUGGAUCCAGGAACUAGAAGACUGCCGAGAGGAGAUUCUGGACCUCGAUCGCAUGAAGUACGGUCUGAAGAAGGGCUCCGAAGCCAAGCGGAAGACGUCAGUGAACUCGGCUCAAAAGAAGAACAAACCCGAGAAUAGUGGCAUUUUGAACAUGGUGAAGUCCGUGAGGAAGAUGGAGAACCGAACCUCUGAAUCGGCAUAAUCUGAAUCACCAACCAUUCACACCGCCCCGUUUGUAAAGAAUCCUAUGUAGUCAGAAGAAUUCAUUGCAACCCAAUUGGACUACUUUCUCCCUCUGCAUAAUACCCCGUCGUCCUCUUCUUUCCUCCUCUUUCGUUCAUUCGUUCGAUCUUUUUUCCUCCCUUCCUUUCACCCAUCAUCCCACUCCUUCCCUAUCGUUCUUUCUUUCCCUCUCUACCUGUCUCUCUCUAUUUGUCUGUCGUUUCCAUCAGAAGAUUGUUCAGUUGCUCCAUUGCAUCCGGGCAUAGAUCUGUAUGGGCCUCUCCUCCCCAUUCUACAUAUAUAUUGCCACAAACCGUGAUGAUUAGGCAAUUUCACAUCGAUGGCAUUAACUUAACUCUCAAAAUAAAAUUUUCCUUCCAAAA